AUGAACAAAGAACUUGAAGGCCCGGUGCAGGAUGAUGAUGCCCAGUUGGCGGCGAUGGGCCAUAGGGCAGAGUUGAAACGACAGUAUUCAACGUGGGCUAUGCUGGGACUGGCUUUCGCUGUGCUUAAUUCGUGGACUGCGUUGUCGGCCAGUUUAUCAAUAAGUAUUACAUCUGGGGGUAGCGCAAGUAUCAUCUGGGGUCUUGUCACUGCGGGGUUUUGCAAUUUGUGUAUUGCUACUUCCUUGGCAGAGUUUCUGUCCGCAUAUCCGACGGCUGGUGGACAGUAUCAUUGGGUUGCAGUUAUUUCCUGGCCAAAAUGGGUCCCCAUUCUCUCCUGGAUCACAGGAUGGGUCAACGUUGCAGGAUGGGUCGCUCUUGUGGCAACCAACUCGCUUCUUUCGAGUCAACUUAUUGUCGGAUGUAUUUCCGCUAUGCAUCCAACUUAUGAGUCCACCCGUUGGCAACAAUUUCUUAUCUAUGUUGGCCUAACGCUGGGUGCGUUCGCUAUUAACGCCUUUGGAAAUAAACUUCUUCCAAUUAUCUACCGUGGGGCCUUUACAUGGUCAAUUGGUGGGUUUGUGAUUGUUUCAAUCACAGUACUAGCUUGUGCUUCGCCCAACUACAAUUCUGCAUCCUUUGUGUUUGCCAAUUUUGUGAAUCAGACAGGAUGGCCUGAUGGUGUUGCAUGGUUGCUUGGGCUUCUGCAAGGAGGACUCGGAGUCACUGCAUUUGAUGCCGUCGCGCAUAUGAUUGAAGAGGUCCCCAAUGCUUCAGUUGAGGGUCCCAAAAUCAUGGUCACUUGUGUUGGCAUUGGUACAUUUACUGGAUCUAUCUUCCUGAUCGUUCUGUUAUUUGUGGCUGGUAACAUGGACACUGUCGCUACCUCCGCUGCCGGACCUCUGCUUCAAAUCUUGAUAGACGCCACAAGCAAUACAGCCGGCGCUAUCUGUCUUCUCAUGCUGCCUCUCGUCUGUCUGAUUCUCGCAAUUCUCAGUGUGAUGACUACGAGUAGUCGAAUGAUCUUCGCAUUUGCAAGAGAUGGUGGUCUUCCCGCCUCCAAGUUCUUUGCUCAGGUCCACCCUACUCUUCAAUUGCCAUUGAAUGCGCUUAUCUUAACCGUAGUGGUGGUUAUCUGUUUCGGAUGUAUUUUUCUCGGCUCAUCAAGUGCUUUUAAUGCUAUUAUCUCUGCGGCUGUUGUGACACUUGACCUGUCGUAUGGUCUUCCAAUUCUUGUCAACUGCCUGCAAGGGCGUAAUGCGCUUCCAGAGAGGAAAUGGAAGCUUCCUCGUGUUGUUGGCUGGAUUGCUGAUAUUAUCUCCCUAUCAUACAUUGCACUUACGACUGUUCUAUUUGUCUUCCCGCCAUCCAGCACCGUGACCGGUAGCAGCAUGAAUUACUGCAUUGUGGCAUUUGCAGUCAUUAUCAUCAUUUCCGUCUUCCAGUGGAUUGUUGAUGGGCGUAAGAACUUCACUGGCCCGCGUAUCGAUCUAGGAGUUGAAGGCGUGCCAGUGGGUCAUGGGGCUGCUGAGGAAGCAGAGCCAGGCACAAGUAAGGCAUAA
Penicillium angulare is the source of this 1560-nucleotide messenger RNA. RefSeq lists its product as uncharacterized. Lineage: Eukaryota; Fungi; Ascomycota; Eurotiomycetes; Eurotiales; Aspergillaceae. Bases 1 to 1560 code for a protein of 519 amino acids. Gene Ontology annotation, molecular function: transmembrane transporter activity. Gene Ontology annotation, cellular component: membrane. The transcript has 19 exons. The record is from RefSeq and is a predicted model, not a curated record. Gene Ontology annotation, biological process: transmembrane transport.